Messenger RNA from Cucurbita pepo subsp. pepo (vegetable marrow), 649 nucleotides. RefSeq names its product metallothionein-like protein type 2. Gene Ontology annotation, molecular function: metal ion binding. NCBI's taxonomy places the organism in Eukaryota, Viridiplantae, Streptophyta, Magnoliopsida, Cucurbitales, Cucurbitaceae. The record is from RefSeq and is a predicted model, not a curated record.
CAGCUCUACAUCUCGUUCAAUAGCGAGAAGUUUUAGUUUGAUUUCGAAAACAAGUUUCAUUAUCUCGUUGUUCUUUGUUCUUCAUCGUCGAAAAUGUCGUGCUGUGGUGGAAACUGUGGAUGCGGCUCUGCCUGCAAGUGCGGAAACGGCUGCGGAGGUUGCAAGAUGUUCCCUGACAUGAGCUUCUCUGAGACAACCGCAACUAUCGAGACCUUCGUCGUCGGCCUCGCUCCUCAGAAGAUGUCCUUCGAGGUUGCAGAGAUGGGAGCCGAGAACGGCUGCAAAUGCGGUGACAACUGCACCUGCGAUCCAUGCAACUGUAAAUGAGCAAUAGCUCAAAUCCUUGCGACCUGAGAUGUCUUCGAGUACUUAAGUAUGAUCAUAAUAACAAUUAUCAAAUCUUCCAGUGUUUUCCUUCCGUCGUUGCGUCUUUGAGAGUCGAUUGAAGUGUUCCUUUUAAAUAAUAGCAGUCGUUAAGUUGUGGAAAAACUGAUAUGCUGUUAUGGCGCACGGAUCUUGUUAUCCAAGGAUGCCUGUGUUUAUCCAUGUCUGUUUAACGUUUGCUUUUCUCUGUGUAAAGAAGCGGUAUGUGCUAAUUUAUGUGUAACAGAGUUUGUUCUUGUUAUCCAUGUCUAUUGUUGAAAAUCCA